This is a messenger RNA of Papaver somniferum (opium poppy), 732 nucleotides long. RefSeq lists its product as uncharacterized. The transcript is spliced from 2 exons. The record is from RefSeq and is a predicted model, not a curated record. Bases 1 to 732 code for a protein of 243 amino acids. NCBI's taxonomy places the organism in Eukaryota, Viridiplantae, Streptophyta, Magnoliopsida, Ranunculales, Papaveraceae.
AUGAACAAAGAUAUGGAUGCUAGAAAGUUAAAAAACAUGGGAUUCCCUUGUACUUUUAAUAUCCCUAGUGUUGGUAGAAGUGGUGGCCUUGCCCUUGCUUGGAAGAAGGAAAUUCAUCUCAACAUUGUUUCAUCUAGUAUGAGGGGUAUCUAUGUUACAUCUACUGACACCAUUCAUUCUAAGACUUGUCAUAUUCAUUUUAUGUAUGGUGAACCUAAUAGUAGUUUGAGACAAGAUUUCUGGGAACAACAAUGCCAGCAAUCUAAUGCUCCCUUAGAUGAACAUGUUUUCUUUAUAGGAGACUUUAAUUCUCUCUUAGGAACUGAAGACAAAAAUGGUGGCCUAGAAGUUGAUGAUCCUGAUUUUGAAAACCUUAGAAACUUCUGCUCUGUGUUUAACUUGCAUGAUCCUGGUUUUUCUGGACCUAGGUUUACUUGGUCCAAUAUGCAACAAGGUCCUGAUUUAAUUCUUGAAAGACUAGAUAGAACUCUUGUAAACCAAUCUUCUAAAGAUCUUUGUCUUAAACUUUGUGUUAACAAUCUCCCCAGGGACUCCUCUGAUCAUUGCCCAAUGCAUAUAGGUUUUAAUUAUGAGGAUAUUUGCUCCCCUGCUUACAAGCUUAAAGCUAAACUGUUAAGUGCUAAAAAAGGUCUAAGAGAUUGUAAUAAGUCUUCUUUUGAUAAUAUUCAAACUAAUAUAUCUACCAUUAGGAAGUAUUUAGCUGAGCUCUAA